CAAACUGCAAGAAGCAGCGAUUCGAAGGCCAUCGCUACCACGUGAUGAGAACAGUGCCUGUGAUUGGUGGCUUCUCUCUGACGUCACGUCUGUAAUGGCCGCGUCCUCGUGCUGUACAUGUGCGGCUGCUGUUUAAGGAAACACGGAGAACAAUGAAGGUGAAGGUGAAGAAGCCCCGCUUGAUCUCGUCCAAGAGGAGAGGGGUGAUGGUGAAGGGCCAGUGGAAGCCGGUGAAUGUGGACCCCAGCCUGUUCUCUGAGGAUGGUCUGGACGGGCUGGUCUGCUUCGAGGAGCUGACCGAUUACUCGCUGGUGAAGCCGGAGAAGGCCCUCACCCUCAGCGGCACAGCCAAGAAGAAGAAGAGGAGAGCCGAAGAGGAAGACGACGAAGACAAAACAGAUAGAAAGAAGAAGAAGAAACAGAAGAAACUGGAAGCAGACGAGGAACCCCAGGACGAGGCUGAUCUGGAGGAGACGCUGGAAGAAGAGCAGGAUUCAGAAGAGGAGAGUCCUGACGUGACUCCAGACACACAACCCACACCCUCCAAGAAGAAGAAGAAGAAGAAGCCGCGGAAGAAGAAGAAGCAAGGGCUCGUAGAAGCAUCCGUGCCUGCUCCGUCUCAGAAGAAGAGCUGGAGCCGUCCGGCGGAGGCUGAGAGCUCAGACGUCUCGGCCUGGAAGGAUCUGUUCGUCCCAGCGCCGGUGUUGACUGCUCUGAGCUCGCUGGGCUUCUCAGCACCGACCCCGAUCCAGGCCCUGGUGCUGCCCCCGGCCAUCAGAGACCGCCUGGACAUCCUGGGAGCGGCCGAGACCGGCAGCGGGAAGACACUGUGUUUCGGGAUUCCCAUGAUCCACAGCAUCCUGGAGUGGAGGAGAACGUCAGCGUCUGAUCAGACGAGCCGAGCCGAAGACACGGAGCAGAGAGUGGAGAGUCUGUACCUGAGAGACGGAGAGGAGAACGGAGGAGAGUCUGCUGAGGAGGAGGAGAAAGAGGAGGAGGAGGAGAAAGAGAAAGAGGAGGAGGAGAAAGAGGAGGAGAAAGAGAGAGGAGGAGGAGAAAGAGGAGAGGAGGAGGAGGAGGAGGAGAAAGAGAAAGAGGAGGAGGAGAAAGAGGAGGAGGAGGGGAAAGUCGCAGCCCCUCAAACACAGGCAAACACCCAGCAGCCGCUGCUCGGCCUGGUCCUCACUCCCACCAGAGAGCUGGCCGUUCAGGUCAAACACCACAUCGACGCCGUGGCCCGCUUCACCGGGGUCCGGACGGCGGUGGUGGUCGGAGGAAUGGCUCCUCAGAAGCAGCAGCGGGUUCUGAUGCGGCGGCCGGAGAUCGUGAUCGGGACACCGGGGCGUCUGUGGGAGAUGAUCCGAGAAAAGCACCCGCACCUACAGAACCUGCGGCAGCUGCGGUGUCUGGUGAUCGACGAGGCUGAUCGUAUGGUGGAGAAGGGCCACUUCGCGGAGCUGGAGAACCUGCUGGAGAUGCUCAGCACAUCCCAGUUUAACCCCAGCAGGCAGACCUUUGUGUUCUCGGCCACGCUGACGCUGGAGCACGGUCUGCCCAUGCGUCUCCAGCAGAAGAAGAAGAAGAGGAGCGAGCAGCGCAGCAGACUGCAGAUCCUGAUGGAGAAGGUGGGCAUCAAAGACAAGCCCAAAGUCAUCGACCUGACGCGCAAACAGGCCACGGUGGAGACUCUGAGCGAGACGCGCAUCAGCUGCACCAAAGAGGACAAGGACCUGUUCCUGUACUACUUCCUGCUGCAGUACCCUGGCCGAACCAUGGUGUUCGCCAACAGCAUCGACUGCAUCAAGCGUCUGAGCGCUCUGCUGCUGAUCCUGGACUGUGCUCCUCUGACGCUGCACGCUAACAUGCACCAGAAGCAGCGUCUGAAGAACCUGGAGCGCUUCGCCGAGAAGGACAGCUGUGUGCUGCUGACCACAGACGUAGCUGCUCGAGGCCUGGACAUCCCCGGCGUCCAGCACGUCAUUCACUAUCAGGUUCCUCGUACGUCUGAGACAUACGUUCACCGCAGCGGACGUACGGCCCGCGCCGCCAGAGACGGCCUGAGUCUGCUGCUGAUUGGCCCCGAGGACCUGCUCCACUUCAGAAAGAUCUGCAGGACCCUGGGGAAGAGCGAGGACCUGCCCCUGUUCCCCGUCCAGAACCACUGCAUGAACGCCAUCCAGGAGCGUGUGACUCUGGCCAGGAAGAUCGAGAAGAUGGAGUACUUCCACGGCCGUGAGAAGCAGCACAACUCGUGGGUCCGGCAGGCGUCCGAGGCGCUGGAGCUGGACGUGGAUGAUGAGCUGCUGAUGGGAGGCAGUAAGAGCCAGGAGGAGGACCUCGAGCAGCAGAGGCUCGUCCGGAGCCUGAAGAAGCAGCUGAAGCAUCUCCUGUCUCAGCCCGUGUUCACCGCCCAGAUGAAGACCAGAUACCCCACACAGAUGGGUAAACUUCAGCUGCCGCCCGCCUCGGCUGACUCGGCUCUGGCCACGCUUAAAGCCCUGUGACUCUGCUGCUGUCUCCAGGUUCAUGACCUCUCUGUGGAUCUAAUGACACUCUUCUAAAGUGGUUUCAAUCAUCAGCACACGGGGUUCAUCUGUAAAUGACUGCCAGCACAGACCUGAUUAUUUAUGAGCUAAAGAACUGUUGCAUACAUAAGUUCUAAAGUGGAAAAAAAAAACCUUCAUAGGAAAUCUGUGCGUUCAUCUCCCUUCAUUUUAAUGACUUGUUUCGUGUUAAUCUGUCAAUGUUUUUUACUUGGGAUUUCACCCAAAGCAUUUACUCUCUCUCACGUCCUCUAGAUUCUUCUCUGGAUGGAUUUAACUUGUAAAGUUGUAGAAAUGAGCUUCAGAGUGAUUCCACUGAAACUUUAUUAAAUCAUCAUGCUUGAAAUAAUUUCACAGAGUUACUGAUAAAACAGUUAUUUUUCAUGUUGAAGAAUAAAAACAUUUGAACAGUG
Molecule: messenger RNA, 2956 nt
Organism: Puntigrus tetrazona (Sumatra barb)
Lineage: Eukaryota; Metazoa; Chordata; Actinopteri; Cypriniformes; Cyprinidae
Gene: ddx24
Product: DEAD (Asp-Glu-Ala-Asp) box helicase 24
Cellular component (GO): nucleolus
Molecular function (GO): nucleic acid binding; RNA helicase activity; ATP binding
Source: RefSeq, a predicted model, not a curated record